AUGGUUCCUCCAAACCUGACUGGUAUAUCUCCGAAUACGGAAUGUGAAGUAGAGGAAGAUGACCGUCGAUUGGGUACACUCUGUCAAAGGAUUAGGCAAAAUCCGCUAUUAAAUCAAGACCAACAAUAUCAGUUGGCUGCACUGGUUUUGAAAUACGUUGACUGCUUUGGAGUGGACUACCAAGACCUCUCUCAAACCAACCUCUGUGAGUUCCAUGUAGAUACCGGUAAUGCUAAGCCUAUUUACAACAGACCUUAUUCGUUUGUGUCUCAUUCAGAGAAAGAGCUAUUGAAGAAAGACCUGGAGAAAAUGGUUGAUACCGGAGUGUUAAUCCCAAAUCAUUAUCCACCCUCCAAUUCAAAGAAUCAAGGAUGGUCUUUUCCGUGUAGAUAUGUUGAUAAGAAAACUGGUGACAAAAGAUUGGUUUCCAAUUUUAUUACUCAUAAAAAGGUGACUGUAAGGGAUAAGUGGCCAUUGUCUGACCUGACGUCAGUAAUCGAAGACCUAGGAAAGUCCAAGGUGUAUUCUGCGCUGGAUUUACUGAAGGGU
Molecule: messenger RNA, 549 nt
Organism: Mucor mucedo
Lineage: Eukaryota; Fungi; Mucoromycota; Mucoromycetes; Mucorales; Mucoraceae
Exons: 1
Source: RefSeq, a predicted model, not a curated record